GCCCCCACCAUCACUACCACAAUCACUACCACCAGCUUCCUUUACACCACGACGCCUACCUCCUUUACUCACAAUCGAAACAAUGGCUAACAAAAUCCUCCGCUCCGCCCCUAACCUGAGCGAUCGCUUCAAGAACCUCGACGGCCGUAACCAGGGGGAAGUCUGGGACGAUCUCUGGAAAGAAUCCCGCACUCCUUGGGACCGGGGUUCACACAAUCCCGCCCUUGAAGACGCCUUGGUAGAAAAACGCGGGUUCUUCGGCGCCCCUGUUUUCGAGGAUGAGCCGUUGCGCCGGAAGAAGGCGCUGGUUCCCGGUUGUGGGAGGGGAGUGGACGUCUUCCUCCUGGCAUCGUUUGGGUAUGAUGCGUAUGGAUUGGAGUAUAGUAAGACAGCGGUGGACGUGUGUCUGAAGGAGAUGGAGAAGUAUGGAGAGGGUGGGAAGGUCCCUCCUAGGGAUGAAAAGGUGGGCAGUGGGAAGGUCACGUUCCUGGAAGGAGAUUUUUUCAAGGAUGAUUGGGUGAAGGAGGCCGGCGUGGAAGAUGGCGUUUUUGAUUUGAUCUAUGAUUAUACGUUUUUCUGUGCUUUGAACCCAGCUCUUCGACCACAGUGGGCGCUCCGCCACCGUCAAUUACUAGCACCAUCACCUCGCGGGAAUCUCAUCUGCCUCGAAUUCCCAACAACAAAGGACCCUGCCGCUUUGGGACCUCCAUUCGCCUCUACACCCGCCAUGUAUAUGGAACAUCUCAGCCAUCCCGGUGAGGAUAUCCCAUAUGACGACAAGGGUCAUGUCAAGAGCAAUCCACUCCAACAACCUAGCGACAAAGGUCUUGAGCGCGUCGCUCACUGGCAGCCUAAGAGGACCCACACGGUUGGUAUGGAUGACAAGGGAAAUGUGCUGGACUGGGUCUCGAUUUGGCGUCGACGGGAUUAAUCGUUUCGUCACAUAUACUGGCAUCUAGCGUACGGAAGUUAUUGUUGUUCAUCGCAUUUGCAUCCGCAUGUCUGUGCAAGGCACGUAUCUCCCCCCUUUCUGUACAUAUAGCAUCCCAAUC
This is a messenger RNA of Coccidioides posadasii C735 delta SOWgp, 1052 nucleotides long. RefSeq lists its product as uncharacterized. The record is from RefSeq and is a predicted model, not a curated record. Lineage: Eukaryota; Fungi; Ascomycota; Eurotiomycetes; Onygenales; Onygenaceae. Gene Ontology annotation, molecular function: S-adenosylmethionine-dependent methyltransferase activity.